This is a messenger RNA of Microtus oregoni (creeping vole), 1602 nucleotides long. It is a transcript of the gene Nfkbil1, whose product is annotated as NFKB inhibitor like 1. Lineage: Eukaryota; Metazoa; Chordata; Mammalia; Rodentia; Cricetidae. The record is from RefSeq and is a predicted model, not a curated record. The transcript is spliced from 4 exons. The coding region runs from base 315 to 1388 and encodes 357 amino acids. Gene Ontology annotation, biological process: canonical NF-kappaB signal transduction; negative regulation of toll-like receptor signaling pathway. Gene Ontology annotation, molecular function: protein binding. Gene Ontology annotation, cellular component: nucleus.
GGCCUCUGAUCCAGUCUUCCGGUUUCAGGAGGACCCUGUGUCGCGAUCACCUUGUUUCCCCUCCGGAGGCCUAAUCGCGAGUCACCCAGUGUGGACGGAAUGAUUUCCGGACGGGCCCCGCAGUUCAUAUCCGCCCGCCCGGAGCGCUCUUCCCUUCCCGCCUCCGCCUCCCUUCUCGGAGCGACCUAAACACGGGCUCGGGCCUCCAGCUCCGCGGGUCCUGGGGGGCGGGGAGCAGGUUUGAUGAGUCACCCCCCCCCCGGCCCCCGAGGACGAAGCCUCCACGUCUGUCUGUCUGUCGGCCCAAGAGUUCCAUGGCCUCUGCUUCCCGCUGGCAACGCCGAGAGCGCCGCUUCCGGCGGUACUUGUCGGCAGGGCGGCUGGCGCGGGCCCAGGCUCUCCUCCAGCGACACCCGGGCCUCGAUGUGGAUGCCGGGCAGCCCCCUCCCCUGCACAGGGCCUGCGCCCGCCACGAUGCCCCAGCUCUGUGCCUGCUGCUGCGUCUCGGGGCUGACCCUGCCCACCAGGACCGACACGGCGACACGGCGCUGCACGCUGCAGCCCGCCAGGGCCCUGAUGCUUACAGGGACUUCUUCCUGCCUCUGCUGAGUCGCUGCCCCUCCGCCAUGGGGAUAAAGAAUAAGGAUGGGGAGACUCCUGGGCAGAUUCUGGGCUGGGGCCCCCCCUGGGAUUCUGCCGAAGAGGAAGAGGACGAGGAGGUUUCCAAGGAGCGGGAAUGGCGGCAGAAGCUGCAGGGCGAGCUGGAAGAUGAGUGGCAAGAGGCCAUCGGGAGGUUUGAAGAUGAUGCUUCUCACGAGGUGCAGGAGCCCGAGUCCUUCUCAGCCUGGUCAGAUCGCCUGGCUCAGGAGCAUGCCCAGAAACGGCGGCAGCAGCUAGAGGCAGAGAGAUCCUGCAGACCCCAAAGGGCGGAGGGCUCCAGUCACAGCUGGCUUCAGCAAGAAGAGGAACAGCGGCUUUUCCGGGAGCGAGCCCGGGCCAAGGAGGAGGAACUGCGCCAGAGCCGAGCCAGGCGGGCUCAAGAAGCUCAAGGGGGCAGAGAGACAGAUCCUCUCCAGCCUGGGCCUGGGGCAGAGCACCCACGAGGGGCAGGGAGGGGCAGCCUCUGGCGCUUUGGUGACGUGCCCUGGCCCUGUCCUGGUGGAGGGGACCCAGAGGCCAUGGCUGCAGCAUUGGUGGCCAGGGGCCCCCCUCUGGAGGAACAAGGGGCUCUGAGGAGGUACUUGAGAGCCCAGCAGGUCCGAUGGCACCCUGACCGCUUCCUGCAGCGAUUCCGAAGCCAGAUUGAGACCUGGGAGCUGGGCCGCGUGAUGGGAGCGGUGACAGCCCUUUCUCAGGCCCUGAACCGCCACGCAGAAGCCCUCAAGUGACCCAGGGGGAUGGGCAAGAACCUGUGUGGGUGUAGCCUCAAGGAUGGGCAGGAAGAGGCGCAAGGUCAUGGAUGGGGAUGGACAGAGGCAGGCCCUGCACAGAGAGGAUAUGGGGCAGGCUCACGUAAUGGGUGCGGGGGUGGGGCAGGGGAGGCUCUACCACUGCUCUUGACUGCCGCUUCCUAAUAAGACCUGGUUCCCCCGCUCACUCCAG